Molecule: messenger RNA, 2255 nt
Organism: Aedes aegypti (yellow fever mosquito)
Lineage: Eukaryota; Metazoa; Arthropoda; Insecta; Diptera; Culicidae
Product: probable cytochrome P450 6a13
Exons: 2
Coding region: 372-1865 (497 amino acids)
Molecular function (GO): heme binding; iron ion binding; oxidoreductase activity, acting on paired donors, with incorporation or reduction of molecular oxygen
Source: RefSeq, a predicted model, not a curated record
UUCGUUCGCUGAUGUUCGUUCUUUUGAUAAAAAUAUCAGCCUACUUUGCAACGGAAUUAGAAAAAAAUGUUUCACCAAUUGACUCAACAUUGUGAACACAAAAUGCGUUUCAUCCUCUACAAUAUUAUUACGAAUCACUUGAGCAACAUACACAGUUUCCAAAAUUAUCUUAUUUAUCUUUGCUACAAGAUGCUUGCAAUGCCACGGAAAAUGGGUUUAGCGUCGUUAUCAUAUCAUGUUAGUUUUCUCAAAAUAAAACAAUCCCGAUAAAGAAGUUUGUUCAAUUUACACUAGGUCAGUGCAUAACAGAUAAAUAGUGCGUGAUACAGUCUAGCUGUUCCAGUGUUCAUAAACUAUCCCUAAGUGCCAACAUGUUACUCUUUUUGCUGUUGUCGGUAGUCACGGCGGCUUACCUUUGGGUUAUCUGGCGCUAUUCCUACUGGAAGCGACGGUCUGUGCCUUACGUUGAGCCAAGCUUCCCGUUCGGAAAUCUACAAGGCCUGAACAAACGUCACUUCGGGUUGUUGACGCAGGAUGUGUACUCAAAGCUGAAGGGAACGGGAUGCAAAUUUGGGGGAAUGUUCUUCUUCGUGAAUCCCAUGGUUGUGAUUCUGAAUCUGGACUUUGCCAAGGAUGUGUUUGUGAAGGAUUUCCAAUAUUUUCAUGAUCGUGGAGAAUACAGCAAUGAAAAGGCGGACCCAAUCAUGGCACAUUUGGUUACUAUGGAGGGAACCAAGUGGAAGAACCUGAGAACCAAGCUUACUCCGGUGUUUACUUCGGGAAAAAUGAAGAUGAUGUUCCCGAUAAUCACGGCAGUUGCCGAAGAAUUUCGGAAGUGUAUGGCAAAGGAAGCUGACAAGGGAGAAGACAUUGAGAUGAAAGAAUUGUUGGCCCGGUUCACAACCGAUGUGAUUGGAAACUGCGCGUUUGGCUUGGAAUGUAACAGCCUAAUGGAUCCUGAAGCUGAAUUCAGAAAGAUGGGAAGAAAAGCAAUGGCCAUGUCAUCGGCAGAUUUUUUACGGAGAAAACUUUGUAAUUCUUUUAGAGGUUUAGCCAAGUUGCUCGGAGUGAGGCUCUCCGAUCCAGAUGUAUCUGAUUUCUUCAUGAAUGCAGUUAGAAGCACCAUUGAAUAUCGAGAGCGGAAUAAGGUUCAAAGGAACGACCUGAUGGAUUUACUAAUCAAGUUGAAGAACGCAGAGUUGAUUGAUGAGAAAUCUGAUCGAUUGGGACCGCUGACAUUCAAUGAGAUUGCUGCGCAAGCGUUCGUAUUCUUUUUGGCUGGUUUCGAGUCAUCUUCUACAGCUAUGUCUUUCUGUCUGUAUGAGCUGGCUAAAAAUCAAGAGCUACAAGACAAAGCACGACGCAAUAUCAAUGAAGUGUUGGUUAAACACGGCACAUUGACGUAUGAAGCACUGUACGAGAUGACGUAUAUUGAAAAUUGCAUUAAUGAAUCCCUUCGAAAAUAUCCACCUGUGACCAAUAUAGUGCGCAACGUGUCUAAGCCAUACAGAGUUCCAGGAAUGAACGUCACACUGGAGGAAGACUGUCGGGUUCUGCUGCCUGUCUACGCAAUCCAUCACGACCCAUCGCUCUACCCAAAUCCGGACCAGUUCGACCCUGAACGCUUCAACCCGGAGAACAGUGCUGCCAGACAUCCGAUGGCGUUUGUGCCGUUUGGUGAAGGUCCUCGAAUCUGCAUUGGAUUGCGCUUCGGUUCGAUGCAAGCACGCAUAGGAUUGACGUAUCUGUUGAAGAAUUUCCGCUUUACCUUGUCGGAAAAAAUGCACGAUCCGCUUAAAAUGAUGUCAAACACUAUCAUUCUUGCCUCGGAAGGGGGAUUAUGGAUGAGGAUCGAGAAAUUGUAGCAUAUUUAUGUACUCAUGUAAUUCAUACAAAUGUUUUAAUAUAGACAGACUAUCCAUCGUAAAUUAGGACUCACUUGAAUAAAUUCAACACGCAGAUGAACAAUGCAUGAAAAGAUCAGAAAUAUAGGUAUAUUAAUAAUGCUUUAAUCUCAAGAUACUGAUAAUCUAUAAUUUUGCAAUGCUGCCGGUACGUGGUGCUUGUAAGCGCUUCAAACAGAGCCUUUUCAACAAGUUCUACUCGAGUCAAAGACUUCCCGAAGGUAGACAUUUUGAUUCAGAUUUCUGAUGCUGCAUGGUUAGACUGUCCAUCCCGAGCAGAAUGGCCGGGAAAUGGACACACUAUGCGUAUGCAUGGUGCUUGUGGGAAUGAUCAUUUGAGUCAGUAGCGUA